This is a messenger RNA of Uncinocarpus reesii 1704, 798 nucleotides long. RefSeq lists its product as uncharacterized. The transcript has 3 exons. NCBI's taxonomy places the organism in Eukaryota, Fungi, Ascomycota, Eurotiomycetes, Onygenales, Onygenaceae. The coding region runs from base 1 to 798 and encodes 265 amino acids. The record is from RefSeq and is a predicted model, not a curated record.
AUGUCAGUUGUCCCGCAUGCCUCCAAGGCUGUCUGCAAGAUCCAGGAAUCACCGCUAAACAGAAUUGCGUUUGCUGAGUGGGCAGUCGAGCGUGGUCCCGAUCAAUUCGACAAUAUCGAGAUACAGGCUGCCGUCCUUUUGUGUUCGCUGUCUCGAGACUGCUUAGCUCAGCAGCGAGGGGCACAACACCAGCUCGCCCGCGGCCAACGACAUCCCAGAGCAAACCACACUCGACGGCGACGGCAUGAGCAGCCAGAAGUGGAAAAUGCAGGGAUCGCUAGCGAGCUCACCUCAGUGUCUGCAAAAGAUCCCGCCGCGGAGCUGUCGACUGCAUACCCUAGAUCCAGGCCUGUGUUUCCGAUUGACCUGACGUUUGAAAAAAAAAUGCGAGAAGUGACAGAGUCAGACUUCGGGGACAACGAUGGCCAGGGUUUGUGGUGUACCUUUGACAUGUUAAGCAUCAAAGCCCCUCAGCAGUGUCUAAGACACGAAUGCAACGACGGGGAUCACCGCGAAUUGUUCAACGCGAAAGAGAGGCAGAGGCAGCAUCCAACAAGUACCGGGUACACCCAAAGUCUAGCUGGAUUGCUCUAUCCAAACAUGUCGCUGCGGCAGGGCAAAUCUUCUGGAGUAGGGAUAGAUCGUAAACGCAUGCGAGGUGAUCAGGAAGGCCAUUCGACCUCUGCAGGAUAUGGUUAUCUUUUUCCGGAGACGGAAUCCAUCAUGGAGGUCCGUUUCAGCCAUGUCAAUGCUCUUGUCUUCGGCCAAUUCACUUGUCUUAAAUUGCUGAACGAAUAA